Mustela lutreola (European mink) is the source of this 2428-nucleotide messenger RNA. It is a transcript of the gene TLCD3B, whose product is annotated as TLC domain containing 3B. Gene Ontology annotation, biological process: lipid homeostasis; ceramide biosynthetic process. NCBI's taxonomy places the organism in Eukaryota, Metazoa, Chordata, Mammalia, Carnivora, Mustelidae. Gene Ontology annotation, cellular component: membrane; endoplasmic reticulum. Gene Ontology annotation, molecular function: sphingosine N-acyltransferase activity. The record is from RefSeq and is a predicted model, not a curated record. Bases 766 to 1593 code for a protein of 275 amino acids. The transcript is spliced from 5 exons.
GUCGCAGCCGCUGCUGUGGCUCAGAGCUGCAUGGGGAGACGCUGCUGCAGGUCCGGUUUCUUGGUGUCUGGUCGGUGCCAUCAUUCCCCACCCCUCCCCCGCCCUCCCCAAGCCGGUGGCUCCCCCUCCCCCUCCCCCUCCGCACCGAGGGGGCAGGGGGCUGGGCAGGAACUCUCUAUAAUGCCCCGUGCAGCCCCCGGGCCAGGCGGCGGGGACCGUGGCGGCAGAGGGAGGCAGGAGAGCGGGGCUGACCGCUGACCCCUUGCCCGGCCGCUCCUCCCGGCUCCCUCCCUCCCUCCUGCCUCCCUCCCCCCCCCCCCCCCCAGGGCUGGCACCACAGUCCCACCCCGCCUUCUCGGGUCCUCCCAGCCUCGGCACGUCAGCCCCCCCCCACCUGCCUCCUCUCUCCCUCCCCUCCCCCACCGCAUCUUCCUCCCCCUCCGGUCCCCUCUCCCCGGCUGUCCUCUUACCCAGUCCUUUCCUCCGGCCUCGCGCCAGCCCUCCGGCCGGCUUCCUCGCGCUCCCCACCCCGGACCCUCCCUCCACCCAGUCUCGCCCCGUUUCCCCCAGUCUCAUUGACCCCCUUUCUCCCUUCCUCGGUCCGACUCGCGGCCCCAUCCUGUCCCCAUCCUGUCCCCGCCCUGUCCCCUUUGUGCCCCUUUUUCCUUUUUCUUCCUCCCUCCCUUCCUCACCUCUAACUCCCUUCAGCGUGGCCUCCCUGUCCCCUCGCGGCCACCAGCCUCCCUGCCCGUGGCCUGAGCCACCAUGCUGACCCCAAUGGUGGCUGGGGGGGUGGUAUUCCCCGGACUCUUCCUCCUCUCCAAGAACACGCUCCAGCGGCUGCCCCAGCUGCGCUGGGAGGAGGCUGACGCGGUCAUUGUCUCGGCCAGGCUAGUGUCCUCUGUCCAAGCGGUCAUGGCCUCCACCGCUGGCUACAUCGUCUCCACCUCCUGCAAGCAUGUCAUUGAUGACCAACACUGGCUUUCCUCUGCCUACACGCAAUUCGCCGUGCCCUAUUUCAUCUAUGACAUCUAUGCCAUGUUCCUCUGUCACUGGCACAAGCACCAGGUCAAGGGGCACGGAGGGGAUGAAGGGGGGCCCAGAGCCCCGGGCAGUACCUGGGCCGUGGCGCGCGGCUACCUGCACAAGGAGUUCCUCAUGGUUCUCCACCACGCCGUCAUGGUGCUUGUGUGCUUCCCGCUGUCGGUGGUGUGGCGUCAGGGCAAGGGAGAUUUCUUUCUAGGCUGCUUGCUGAUGGCCGAGGUCAGCACCCCCUUCGUCUGCCUUGGCAAGAUCCUCAUCCAGUACAAGCAGCAGCACACUCUGCUGCACAAGGUGAACGGGGCCCUGAUGCUGAUCAGCUUCCUGUGCUGCCGGGUGCUGCUCUUCCCCUACCUGUACUGGGCCUACGGGCGGCACGCCGGCCUGCCGCUGCUCGCCGUGCCCCUCGCCAUCCCGGCCCACAUCAACCUGGGCGCCGCGCUGCUCCUGGCCCCCCAGCUCUACUGGUUCUUCCUCAUCUGCCGCGGGGCCUGCCGCCUCUUCCGGCCCCGGGGCUCCCGGCCGCCCUCUCCCUGUCAGACCCAGGAGUGAGGGGGGGGGGCGCCCGGGGGUGGGGCGCUCCCCUGCCCCAUCCCACCCCCCCACCUUGGGGCCGGGGCUUUGGGGCUGCCGGGCAGAGGGUGGGAGCCAGGAGCCUCUUGCCCUGACAGCCUCGGGACUGACAGGUGGACAGCAAAGGGGUAGGACCUCUCCCCCAGGGGCCGAGGGGCGGGGGCCAGUGACAGGCCGGGAGCGGAGCCUCAUCUCCCAGCAGUGCCUGAGCCGAAGGUAGCUAACCCUUCCUGCACACCCCUUCUCCCGUCACCAGACCUGGGGCCCUGGGGAAGGAAGGACAGAGGAAGGGGCCAUCACUUCCCGUCCCCUGAGGGCUAGAGGGCCGCGGGGAAACCGACUCAAGGGGACCAGGACUCAGAGAAUGUGGGGGAGGCCCUGCUGCCCAGGGCAUCCCAGCCAGCCCCCCGCCGCAGACUCCUCUCAGUUCCCCACCACCACCCGGGAGGGAGCGACACCCUAACUAACCUCCCCCCACGCAGGCCUUGCUUGGGGCUAGCUGCCUGCACGGCUCCUCUCUCGGGGAGGCCGGCCUGACGAGUCUUACUUUAUUUACUCGCCCAAACCAUACUAGUCUCUGGGGGUGGGGGGGGAGGUGGCUGCUACUCCCCCACCUUCCCAGUGCUGAGCAAUCCCGGGGGCAGGGGAGGGGGCACCCCGUCUCUUCCCCUUUAGGCUGCACAUCUUGCCCUCGGGCCCUGGCAUGUCCCUGGUGCUACAGACCUCUCAAGGCUUCCUCCGGUCUGGGGUCAGGGGACCCUGGGAGGUGCUUUCCAGACCGCUAAUAAAGACGAUCUGAUCUGCGUGAACGCCA